UGCUGAAAUGGAUGAUUAAUCAUUGUUAGGUUUAUGUUCUUGAUCUUUAUCUUGAGGAUUAUGUUCUUAGGGGGGCCAUUCAAAUUUUCUCAACCAGUAUGUAUAUCAGACUGUUCUUUAUUUUAUCCAUUGGUCCUGUAUCACUCACUGUUUUUGUCUGUCAAACUCUUUCUCUUUUAAGACUGCUCUGUCCCACAGGGACAUGUCUUUCAUUGGUGUGCACUUCACAGGCAUUCUUCACACUUGGCAUAUUUGGAGUGAAGGUUUGCCUUUCCUUGAUGUGGAGUUCAUAUGCGUUCUUUUUCUUUCAUUAGCACCAAGGUCCAUGCAGCCUUUGUCUCAGCAUAUCAGUGUUUGGUCCUGAUGAGAGCAAAGUGCAGCAGCUGACCAACAUGCAAAGCAAUGGCACCAAGCAGUGUAGGUAUUGGCCCAGAGAGACAGCCCCACCUUUGCCUCACUUCCUGAUGGCCCAGGCAGUUCACCUGAAGAAAAACCCUCAGCCCUCACAGGUGUGGUUCAGCUGGAAGAGUGGAGGAGCUUUUUAUUUCAGCCAUGCAGGAGAGAAAAGACAUACCCCUGGGGACACUCCAGCCGCAGACACGAUGCCUGCGAUGUGGGGAUGUACUGCAGUGGUCACAAGAGCACAGUGUCCUGCUGGGCUGCCCCUGCUGCUCUGCAGUGGACAAGACACUGGAGAAUGUAACCAGAGGCCUGGCCAGCAGAGUGAACCAGGAGAAGAGUCAUUGGGCAGCUGGAAGAGUGGGCGACAUAGAUUUCACUGGCUCUACAAAGACGAGAGGAAAGUUUAUGAGGGUUUGCAGCGACACAGACCCAGUGCUGAUCUACCAGAUGCUGACAGAGGAAUGGGGCCUGGCUCCUCCACACCUGGUGGUGGCACUGGUGGGAGGAGAUGAGCUGGCCCAGAUGAAGCCUUGGCUCAGAGACACACUGAGAAAGGGACUUGUGAAGGCUGCACAAAGCACAGGAGCAUGGAUUUUGACAAAUGGCCUUCGUUUUGGCAUCACCAAACACUUGGGCCAGGCAGUAAGAGAUCACUCACUGGCCAGCACCUCCUCCAAAAUUCGUGUUGUGGCAAUUGGCAUCGCCCCCUGGAAUAUGAUCCACAACCGAGAGGCUCUCCUCACUGCCAAGGUGGAUGAGCCUGCUGCAUACAAGCCACAUGACUUGCCGCACGGGUCAGUGUAUUCCCUAGAUAGCCAUCAUUCUCACUUUGUGCUGGUGGAGGAGGAUCCCAGCCGACCGGGAGCCACCAGUGAAAUGAGGGUGAAGCUGCUCAAGCAUAUCUCUCUCCAGCGCACUGGUUAUGGAGGUGCAGGCAGUUUUGAGAUCCCUGUUCUGUGUCUCUUGGUCCAUGGGGAGCCCAAGAUCCUGAAGAGGAUGUAUAAAGGCAUUGGAAAUUCAACACCAUGGCUGAUCCUGGCAGGCUCGGGGGGUGUGGCUGACAUCCUUGUCACACUGAUGAAUAGGGGCUGCUGGGAUACAGACAGUGUUCAUGAGCUGCUGUUGGACACCUUUCCAAAUGCCCACCACAGCACAGACAUCAGUAAUUGGGUCAAGCUGAUCCAGAAGAUACUGGAUCAUGGGCAUCUCCUCACUGUCCAUGACCCUGAACAGGAGAGCUCUGAGCUGGAUACGGUCAUUCUCAAAGCUCUUGUCAAGGCUUGUAAGAGCCAAAGCCAGGAAGCUCAAGACUUCUUGGAUGAACUGAAGCUGGCUGUGGCCUGGAACAGGGUGGACAUUGCCAAGAGUGACAUCUUUAAUGGAGAUGUGGAGUGGAAGGCGUGUGACCUUGAAGAAGUGAUGAUGGAUGCGCUGAUCAAUGACAAACCAGACUUUGUUCGCCUGUUUGUGGACAAUGGUGUGAACUUGGGUGAGUUCCUUACCUAUGGCCGUCUGCAGGAGCUUUACUGGUCUGUGUCUGAGAAGAGCCUGCUUCACAACCUGCUCCUCAAAAAGUAUGAGGAGAAGCAGAUUCUGCUUGGAGCUGCCAGGACACCUGGUCCACCUGGCCAUCACCCACCUGAGCAAGGGAAACCUCGCUUCACCCUCUAUGAGGUUGCCAAAGUGCUGAAAGACUUUCUCCAUGACUCCUGCAAAGGCUUUUACCAAAAGAUUCCUACGGAGAAGCCAGCAAAGGGCCGGCUGUUCCACCAGCAGAAGAACCUGGCUGAGUUAGAGGAACGCUGUGAACAUCCAUGGAGGGAUCUUUUCCUCUGGGCCGUCCUUCAGAACCGACAGCAGAUGGCUAACUACUUCUGGGCUAUGGGCCCUGAGGCGGUAGCUGCAGCGCUGGCGGGUUGUAAGAUUUUAAAAGAGAUGGCUCGACUGGAAUCUGAGGCUGAGUCUGCACGAAGUAUGAAGGAGGCCAAGUAUGAGCAGUUUGCCCUUGAUGUCUUUGGUGAGUGUUACUCCAACAGUGAAGACCGGGCUUAUGCUUUGUUGGUGAGGAGAACACACUGCUGGAGCAAAUCUACAGUCCUUAACUUGGCAACUGAGGCAGAUGCCAAAUCCUUCUUUGCCCAUGAUGGAGUUCAGGCUCUCCUGACAAAAAUCUGGUGGGGCGCGAUGAGGACUGACACGGCCAUCUCCAAACUCGUGGUGUCUUUCUUCUGUCCCGCACUCAUCUGGACCAACCUUAUAAAGUUCAGCGACGAGGAACUUGAUCAUCGUAAUGGCCGGGAGCAGUUUGUGGAGCAGGACAGUCUGGAUACAGAAAAGGCUUUGCUGUUAACUGAUGAUGAUGAUGACCCUCUGGACCCUGCACCUGGAGACCCUGCAGCUCAGAGCUGUGCCUCUGUGUGGUGGCGUUUCUUACUCCGCCGCUGGCGGCGCUUCUGGAGCGCGCCUGUCACUGUGUUCCUUGGUAAUGUCAUCAUGUACUUUGCCUUCCUCUUCCUUUUCACCUACGUGUUGCUGUUAGACUUUCGCCCACCACCACCUGCUGGCCCUGGAGCCCCAGAGUUGAUACUCUACUUCUGGGUUUUCACCUUGGUGCUGGAGGAACUUCGACAGAGCUUCUUCACUGAUGAAGAGAUGAGCAUCUUGAAGAAGUUCAAACUCUACCUCGAGGACAACUGGAACAAGUGUGACAUAGUUGCCAUCUUACUCUUUGUUGUUGGGGUUUCAUGCAGGAUGGCCAAUCACACCUAUGAGGCUGGAAGGACAGUCCUGGCCAUAGACUUCAUGGUUUUCACUCUACGUUUGAUCCACAUCUUUGCCAUUCAUAAGCAGCUGGGACCUAAAAUCAUUAUCGUGGAAAGAAUGAUGAAGGACGUUUUCUUCUUCCUCUUUUUCCUGAGUGUAUGGAUGAUCGCGUACGGCGUUGCCACUCAGGCGCUUCUCCACCCCAAUGAUCCCAGGAUUGACUGGGUUUUCCGCAGAGCAUUGUACCGUCCCUACCUGCACAUUUUUGGCCAGAUCCCUCUGGAGGAAAUAGAUGCUGCUCGCAUGCCUGAAAUUAACUGCACCAAUGACUCAGAGGAGAUUAUCUCUGGUCUACGGCCUCCAUGUCCCAACGUCUACGCUAACUGGCUGGUCAUUCUACUGCUGGUUAUCUUCCUUCUUGUCACCAAUGUCCUGCUGCUCAACCUGCUCAUUGCCAUGUUCAGCUACACCUUCCAAGUAGUGCAGGGUAACACAGACAUCUUCUGGAAGUUCCAGAGGUACAACCUCAUUGUGGAAUACCACAGCCGUCCAGCACUGGCUCCACCCUUCAUCAUCAUCAGCCACCUCUCUCAGAUCCUCUUCAGCCUGGUCAAACAGCCAGAGUCCAAGCAGGAGCAUUUGGAAAGGGAGUUGCCAGUAGGAUUGGACCAGAGGUUGAUAACAUGGGAGACGGUGCAGAAGGAGAACUACCUGGCCAAACUGGAGCGCCAGCAUUGGGAAAGCAGUGAGGAGAGACUCAAGAGUACCUCCUCAAAGGUUCAGAGCCUGCUCAGGAUUGUAGGUGGGGUUAAGGACCAAGAGAAAAGACUGGCAUCCAUGGAGGCUCAGAUCAGAUAUUGUGGAGAGGUAUUGUCCUGGAUGGCAGAAUGCUUUGCUCAGAGCACGCUCAAAUGUGGGAAAGAGGCUCCAAAUGUUCCAAUUUCUCUAACAGGCUACAAGGCAAGCAUUUCCAAUGAUGCAUGUCAAAGUCAACCAGAGAAAGAUGUUAAACAGGAAAGGGGAGAAGAUGGAACAGGUCACCCAGGAUAUGGAGCAAACAAAAAGUUCCCUUAUAUUGAUGAGUAAAAGUAAUAACUGACAGCUAAUUAUAAAUUAACAUUUGUUUUGUUUUUUUGUAUAUUCCCCCGUACCAUGAAGAUAUCAUUAGGAAAAAUGUGUUUCCUGUACCUGUUUCUUGGUGUGAAUCAAUGCUGCAUAUGUUUUUACAAUACUGACUAUUGUUGCAAAUGCUUAUUUUCUUUGUUUGGCUGUGCCUGUGAUUUAAAUAUGUGAGAUAUUCAAUAAUGUGUGUGUGUGAUUAAAAUCAGUGUUUAUGUGUGUA
Solea solea (common sole) is the source of this 4507-nucleotide messenger RNA. RefSeq names its product transient receptor potential cation channel, subfamily M, member 5 (gene trpm5). NCBI's taxonomy places the organism in Eukaryota, Metazoa, Chordata, Actinopteri, Pleuronectiformes, Soleidae. The coding region runs from base 553 to 4251 and encodes 1232 amino acids. The transcript has 29 exons. Gene Ontology annotation, molecular function: calcium-activated cation channel activity; ligand-gated calcium channel activity. Gene Ontology annotation, biological process: calcium ion transmembrane transport. Gene Ontology annotation, cellular component: membrane. The record is from RefSeq and is a predicted model, not a curated record.